AUUCGUUUCCUUGGUCGUGACGAACCAACUUCAUGUUCCUCUUAAAACAUACUUAACAUAAAACAUCGAAAGUGUUAAAUAACCUCCAAAAAUACAAACGAACCAAUUUAAAAAUGAACCUCAAAAAGAUCAAGAUAAAAAGAAAUAUUAAAAAUCAAGCAAACUAAAACAAUAACCUUAAAAUGUAAACGAAUUAAAAUAAUUGUUGGAAGCAUAUCAUUCUAUAAGAGAAAAACAUAGUUCUAGAAGAGAGUACCUACAGUAGUAUUUUUGAUACAGUUAUUUGGGGCCAUUAUACAAAAAUACGGUUAUUUUUAGACGAAUAGCUAAGUAUAACUUUAGAUUGUUGAUGUUAUACCUUUUAUAUAUAGUUGUUAGAUGUUUGUGCUCAAUUAGAUGAAUAAGUGUCUAUAUAUGUUUAAACUUUUUGGGGCCACGAAAAAUGACAGUACGUCUUAACAAAUUCAUAUACCGUAAAUAUCUAUUUUUCCACUUCUGAACAUCUCAAAUUGGUCCUCAAAAGUAAAUUGAAUAAAAUAAGUUUGUAUUUAUAUAGAAUUCGAUGUUUUUCAAUGUCUAGUAUGUGUUUUAACGUGUUAUUUUAAACUUUCUGUAUUUCUUCGGAUCCGCGAAAAAAUAUUUUCCAAUCGGUUGGUUUGGUAUGGCAAGUUCGGUACCACAAGCCGGCAAACCAGUGAUAGCGACCAUAAGUACUGCAAACGGCCUACCAGAAGGAGAAAUGGAUGCAUUGUUAUUGGGAAGAACGAGGGAGCUUGUAGUCAGUUCCCCGAACGAGAGAAACUGGAGGGGAAUAUUUAUCGCCUUACUAGUCAUUGUCGCUGUAUUAGGCCUAAUUGUCUUCAGUAUAGUAUUAGUCUCACCUCCUGAAGAAGGACCUAGGACAAAGGGUAUCAAACCAUCACUUGAGGAUAUCUUCCUCAAGCUACCACCACCUGCCAAAUUCAAUGGAACUUGGAUAUCAGAUUCCGAAUUUAUUUACAAGGAUGAACAUGGAGGCGUUACACUUUUCGAUGCAGAUAACUUAACAGCGACUACUGUUAUGACGAAUAUGACGUUUAUACAGUAUGCUGUAGCUGAUUUCAAGAUUUCUAACAAUCUGAAAUACAUUCUUCUUAUUAGUGAAGUUAAAACAGUCUUCAAAUAUACAACUUUAGCCAAAUAUCAUAUCUACGAAAUUGCAACAAGAUUACGUAGGCCAUUAUCUCCAACGGAACUGGACGAAAAUGCGCCGUUCUUACAAUAUGCCACAUGGUCGCCAGACGGCACUGCGAUUGCCUUCAUUCAUAACAACGACAUUUAUUACAAACCUAAAGUAGAGAAAGAUUUAAUUUGUCGAAUAACUUAUACAGGUCAAUCCGAUAUUAUAUUCAAUGGUAUACCCGACUGGCUAUACGAAAAUUAUAUUUUAAAGACUUCACACGCUUUAUGGUUCUCAGCAGACGGUAUUUAUUUGUUGUAUGUUACGUUCAAUGAUACCAACGUCGGAGAAUAUAAAUAUCCCUGGUACGACACUCACGAAAAUCAACAAACUUUAUAUCCGAAGAUCAAGUCUUUUAGGUAUCCCAGGGUGGAAACGCAAAAUCCGGAGGUUUCCGUUUGGAUAGUGAAUCUAACAACUGUGAAAUAUUUGUUUCCCCUCGAGUUGAAACCGACCAACAGUGUAGAGAAUGACAGUUAUGUAACCAGCGUAAGUUUUCACGGAGAGAAUAAUGUGGGAAUCGUAUGGUUGAACAGAUCUCAGAAUAAAUACGUCAUUGUUACCUGUAGAUCACAAAAUAAUUACAAUUGUUCGAAUUUUCACAUUGAAAAAGAACAUAUUGGCUGGACAGAACCCAUAUUCCAUCCAGUUUUCAAUUCGAACGGUACUAAGGUCUUAGUUCGACUUCCAGUGAAAGAUGGCGAUAAUGGUCACUUCAUGCACGCUUGCGAAAUUUCAAAUAAUAGAGUUCGACCUCUCACACACGGAGCUUUCGAAAUAACGAGGAUAUUAGCUUGGGAUGAAGAAAAUUCAAAUAUAUAUGCUCUUGGAACUCUCGAAAACGCACCAGGAGUUCGUCACCUCCUUCGCAUAACGGAUCAAAAUUCUCCUCAAUGGUUCUGUUUAACUUGCAGCCCUGAAGUUGAUUUAAAUAGUACAUUCUCCGAACCGCAAAACGAAACAACUAUAAACAAUAGUUUGUGGCUAGAUUAUCCUUGCGAAUACAACAAUGUAAUAUUUAGUAAAAAUUACAAAUACUACAUCCAAGAAUGUCUAGGACCGGAAAUUCCAAUCGUACUUUUAGUUAAAACUUCCACAAAUUCGAGAAGAGUUAUCCUAGAUACUAGUUUCAAACUUAGGAAAAAAGUUCGAAAGUUAUCACCGCCUCAAAUAAAAACUUUUUCAGUUGAAAUUGAGUAUGGAUUUAAGGCUCAAGUUAGAUUAUAUUUACCUGGGAUACUAAGGGAAUACGAAGAUAUCACUUUUCCCAUAGUUUUACUAGUAGAUGCUGCACCUUCUUCCCAAACAGUCUCUUCCAAAUGGGAAAUAUCAUGGCCGUGGUUUUUAGCUAGUACUAGAAAUUAUAUAGUGGCUCAAAUAGAUGGUAGGGGAUCCGGUUACCAAGGAAUUAAAAUGAGAAGAGAAGUUCAACGUAGAAUAGGCCUCAUAGAAGUUCAAGAUCAACUAGCGGUACUGACGUACUUAAGAGAUACUUUCAAGUUUAUAGAUCAUGGUAAGAUAUGCAUAAUAGGAAAAGGUUAUGGUGGUUAUACUGCUGCUAUGAUGUUGUUGCAAGAUUUUCACCAAGUUAUCAAUUGCUCCGUUAGCGUAGCUCCUAUUACGAACUGGAGAUAUUUCAAUUCUUAUUAUGCUGAAAAAUAUUUGGGCUUCCCUUCGCGUCAUUUGCAAGAAUAUGAUAAUGCAGAUUUAACAAUGAAAGCUGCUAAUUUGAACGGUCGUAGAUUCUUACUAAUUCAUGGUACAGCAGAUACGGAAAUAACCUUACAACAUACUCUGAUGCUUGCCAAAGCUUUAAUAGAACAAAAUAUACUCUUCCAACAAUUGGAAUAUCCGGACGAAGGACACAAUUUUAGUAAAAAGGCUUUGCUUCAUAUGUAUAAAGAAAUAGAUUCAUUUUUCAAUGAUUCUUUUGGACCCGUUUACGAAGAAUGGAACGACGAAUCUUCCUUUUUCAUCUAAUUUAGUCUAAACUACCUAUACGUCAUUUUGAUGUCCGCCGAUUACGAAACAAAAUGACCAAUUCGGAGUGGACCUUUUAUACAUUUCUCGAAAUAUCCGGUGACGUCCAAAAUUUGGGAAUCUUUGGACCACGAACGAUAUCAGGAGUUUUAUUCCUUCUAACUUAUUUCAAUGUUAAUCAGAGGCUCAUCUAGAAGUUUCAGAUUUUUCCGUAUUUACCAGUAAAAUUUUCGAAAAAAAAUAUACAAUUUUUCAAACUUCAUAUAUUAGAGUGUUUUUAAUUUUAUAUACACGAAUGUUAUUAAGUCGAAUUAUAAAUUUUUAGUGAUGGAUUUUUUCUGCACUAUUCCCUCCACAAAUAUAUAUAUAUAUAUAGUUGUUCAUUUAUGUGAUAAAUGAACAUCUAUUAUCGUCCAUCAAAUAUUGUUUUUUUUUCGAAAAUUUUACACUUUUGAGUGUUCAGUAACUCUAAUUAUCUGUUGUCGUGAACAAGGAAUAUAUUUAAGAUAAAAGUUACGCCAAAUAUCUAGAAAAUUCCUAAAAUUAUAACUUUGUCAACUAUUGAAGUCAAAAUCUACUUCAUCAUUGUUUGGAUUUUUAUUCUCAAAAGCUGAUUCCGCAUUUCUUUAAAUUUCCAAAAAAAAAAGACGCAGGGAGGUAAUUACGAAAAAUUAUACUUAUUACUGAUCCUCAACUACGUGUUAUCAUCAUCCAGAAAGUGUUUUUCGAAUCUCCUAUAACAAAAAGAUUUUAUCCUUAUUAGUAAAACACGUUUUAAUGACUGUUACCUCAUUUUCUAUCUUUAAAAGUUGGAAUACCGCAGAUAUCGAUCGUGAGGAUUUAGAUUAAGCAACAAGAUCGAAGGUUUGGCUAAUUAUAGCCUUGUUUUUAAUAAUAAUGGAUAGACUAUAGAAAAGUUUCUGGUAUUUUCGUAGUAAACACCGAGAGAAUCUCAUAUUUCCCAUUGUUUUUUCAUAUUAGAACAAUCAACAAACAUACAACAAAAAAAAGAAA
Molecule: messenger RNA, 4213 nt
Organism: Diorhabda carinulata
Lineage: Eukaryota; Metazoa; Arthropoda; Insecta; Coleoptera; Chrysomelidae
Product: inactive dipeptidyl peptidase 10
Exons: 11
Coding region: 662-3199 (845 amino acids)
Biological process (GO): proteolysis
Molecular function (GO): dipeptidyl-peptidase activity; serine-type peptidase activity
Source: RefSeq, a predicted model, not a curated record